Molecule: messenger RNA, 1147 nt
Organism: Boleophthalmus pectinirostris (great blue-spotted mudskipper)
Lineage: Eukaryota; Metazoa; Chordata; Actinopteri; Gobiiformes; Gobiidae
Gene: tmem82
Product: transmembrane protein 82
Exons: 4
Source: RefSeq, a predicted model, not a curated record
AAAGCAUCUCUUCAGUUCUGGUCUCUGGCUUUGUUAUUGGCUCUGGUUGGCUCCAGGGUUUCCUCCUUGAUACUUCUUGAGUUUAUACUGAGAGCACUGUCAGCUUGGGGCACAGCGGAAUCACAAAAUGUAAACUUGGAUCUGCUCUUGGUCCAGUGUCAGUUCUCUCUGGGCUGUGGACUCACUUGUACUCUAGUUUAUAUCCACCAGGGUGCGCCACAUAGCACUUUAGGCUUGUUUUUGGCAGCAGCUCUGAGUUGGGCCCUGGCAAGUUACAGCAUGGGUCUGUGGAGACAUGUGGCUAAGCUGUACCCUUUGCACAGUAAGGAGCGUUACUGUGGGAAGUGCAUCUCCCUGCUGACCUCGGGACAUAGCAUACUGACCAAACUGCAGAAAAUGGUCAUCCUGGUUUUCGCACUUGCGGCUGCUGUUUCCACUGCCACAGUGUUUGAAAACUUCCUAUCCCAGAAAGAUGCUCUGAAGCUCUGGACUCCCCUCACUCUCUGUUACACCCUGCUGGUGGUCUAUAUUCAAGAUGGACAGAACCGUCAGACUGUGACUGAAGCCCUGAUCCAUUCUGUCCUGGUGCGUUUGGGUGCCCUCCUGGUCCUGAUGUUAACUGUGGGAGACUGGGCUGAUGUGCUCCAUGUCCUUAUAGCAUUUUUGGGAGAAGCCGUUUGUUUGCUGCCCUCACAGGACAUUCUACAGGCUGUGUUAAAGGAGGACGAAGAAACAAGCAAUCUAAUCUCCAAAUAUGGUAACAGAUACAAUACUUCCAGUAAAUUUAAAAUCUCAACAAAAGACAAACAAUUUGCAACAUCAUCUAUGACCUCUAGUGAGAAAAGGACAUGACUUUGAUGCAUGAUAGGUUUGGGACAAGAUCUGGCAAGAUCUGGCAAGACUAAUUUGCCAGAUUGUUCACACAUAUGAAAAAUCAUCUUGUGAAAUCAACUUUAUAUUUUAUUUAUUCUAAAUUAUAUCAAAAUCAUGAACACAAUCUUGCAUCUUGUCUUAUAUGGGAAUUGUGUCUCAUUCCACUCCUAAUACACACUGAGGCUAUGUUUUUGCAUUGAGAAGUAUUUGACAGAUAUUUUUAUUCAAAGAAUCAAAAAUGUGCUUUCUGUGUAAAUAUGUGGUUGAAUCAUAC